Molecule: messenger RNA, 8186 nt
Organism: Cheilinus undulatus (humphead wrasse)
Lineage: Eukaryota; Metazoa; Chordata; Actinopteri; Labriformes; Labridae
Gene: itgb5
Product: integrin, beta 5
Exons: 16
Coding region: 705-3104 (799 amino acids)
Biological process (GO): cell adhesion mediated by integrin; cell-matrix adhesion; cell migration
Cellular component (GO): integrin complex; cell surface; focal adhesion
Molecular function (GO): integrin binding
Source: RefSeq, a predicted model, not a curated record
UACCUGACGAGCGGCGGUUUUCCCAGCAUUUUAGAGGCAGAAAACGUUCACAAAGUGGCGAAUUUGGGCGCUUUUGGCUCACCAUACUUGUUAGCCUCAGACUGCUGCCAACAGUUGAGCGGAGCAGCGCAAGGGUUAAUAUAAUCCACAGUCAGAAAGAGGCGGAGAUUCCAGCUGGGACACAAACCGAACAAACCGAGAGGGAGAAACACGAAUCCCUGGAGGAGAAAAAAUCUCUACGAGGAGUUAUUUAAAUUAACCUAUUAAUUUUGGGCCUUUUUGUUUCCUUUUCCAGCUCAUAGUUCCUCUUAUUUUGACCUAGCAGUGCUCUAAACCCAAUGGAGAAAUGGUGGAUUUGCUGUCAGGUAUGGGUGAAGUAGUGUGGAAAGCUGCAGAGGCGUCCAAACGGAGAAACUUGAGUUGUAAAAGCGAAUCAACAGGAUUUCUCUCUUUCUGCAGCAGGCUGUAAAAAUGGCAAACUGUCUCUACCAGCACACGGGACCUUCGUUAUAAACACGCUUCAGAAAAGGUGAAAUGAAAUAACCACACUUGGAUCUUUAUUUUAUUUUUUAUUUUUAUUUUUUGCAAAAAUCUAGAGGAAUAACGCCAAUGAGAGCUUCUGUUGGUGAGGUGAAAAUCGGUGUCAGCCUCAGAAGAAGAGCAACAGAUCUGUUUCUGCGUUGAUCAACACGCCGACUGACACCAUGUGGAUGUGGAGAGCCGCUUUGUGCUGCCUGCUUCUGGAAUCACUGCUGCUGCACACAGCCAGAGGUCUCAACAUGUGCAUGAGUGGUAGUGCAACGUCCUGUGAAGAAUGCCUCCUGAUUCACCCCAGUUGCGCCUGGUGUGCACAAGAGGAUUUCGGGAAAGGUCGGACUCUGACGUCGAGGUGUGAUUUUCUACAAAACCUUGAAAAAAGAGGCUGUGGGCCACAGUUCAUCGAGUACCCCAGAAGCAGUGUUUCUAUUCUGCAGAGCAUGCCGCUAAGUCUGAAAGGUUCUGGGUCAACUCAACAUAACGUGGUCCAGAUUAUGCCCCAGAAGAUCUCUGUCAGCCUGCGGCCUGGAGAGCAGACGUGGUUUGGGCUGCAGGUUCGGCAGGUGGAGGACUAUCCUGUGGAUCUUUACUACCUGAUGGAUCUGUCUUUGUCCAUGAAAGAUGAUCUGGACACCAUCCGUAACCUUGGCACUAAGCUGGCUCUGGAGAUGGGGAAGCUCACCAGCAACUUCAGACUCGGCUUUGGUACCUUUGUGGACAAAAACAUGUCACCGUUCUCCUACACAGCACCUAAGUAUCAGGAGAACCCCUGCAAUGGAUACAAACUGUUUCCUAACUGCGUCCCCACCUUUGGUUUCCGUCACAUCCUCUCUCUGACGGACAAAGUCGACCGUUUCAACGAGGAGGUGCAGAAGCAGAUGGUGUCCCGCAACCGGGACGCACCUGAGGGCGGGUUUGACGCCAUCCUACAGGCUGCUGUUUGUAAGACGGAGAUUGGAUGGAGGAAGGAGGCGUACCACCUGCUGGUGUUCGCCACCGAUGAUGUUCCUCACCUCGCUUUGGACGGCCGACUCGGAGGCCUCGUCAAGCCACACGAUGGGAUGUGUCACCUAAACACACAGAACGAGUACAGCGCCUCCACAGAGAUGGACUACCCAUCACUGGCUCUUCUGGGAGAGAAACUGGCAGAGAACAACAUAUUCCUGAUCUUUGCAGUGACAAAACGCCUCUAUGUCAUUUAUAAGAAUUUUACAGCCCUCAUACCUGGAACUACAGUUGAAAUCCUGGACCAGGACUCAAAGAACGUGAUCCAGCUGAUCGUCAAUGCUUACAACAACAUCCGCUCUAAAGUGGAGCUGUCGGUGUGGGAUCACCCAGAGGACAUCAGUCUUUCCUUCACCGCCACCUGCCAGGAUGGAAAGCCGCUACCCGGCCUCAGGAAGUGUGCCGACCUGAAGAUCGGGGAAACAGUGUCGUUUAAUGUGAGCGUGGAGGCGAGGAGCUGCCCUCCCAGAGGCACCGAUCAGAGUUUCACCAUCAAACCAGUGGGCUUUAAAGACCGCCUGGAGGUGUCGGUGGAUUAUCGGUGUGACUGCGACUGCAGCAAGACGGCACAGACCAACAGCAGCAUCUGCAGCUCCAUUGGUACAUAUAACUGCGGGACGUGUCACUGCGAGCCGGGCUACCUGGGCGCCCGCUGCGAGUGCCAGGAGGGCGAGGUCAGCAGCAUGUAUCUGAGCGCCUGCAGGGAGGCUGAGGGCAAGCAGAUAUGCAGCGGGAGAGGAGAGUGCAGCUGCAACCAAUGUCUCUGCUUCGAGUCUGAGUUCGGGAAGAUCUACGGGAGCUACUGCGAGUGUGAUGACUUCUCCUGCGCCCGACAUAAAGGCAUCCUCUGCUCAGGUCAUGGAGAAUGUCACUGUGGGGAGUGUAAAUGCCAUGCUGGGUUCAUCGGAGACAACUGUAACUGCUCCACUGAGACGUCCACGUGUAUCUCAGAUGAUGGGCAGAUGUGCAGCGGACGAGGAAACUGCGUAUGUGGACGAUGUCAAUGCACUGAACCCGGAGCUUUUGGAGAUACUUGUGAGAAAUGUCCCACCUGUCCUGAUGCCUGUGGCACUAAAAGGGAAUGUAUCGAAUGUCGACUCUUCAACUCAGGACGCCUCGCAGACAACCAGACCUGCCAGCGCCUGUGCAAGGAUGAAAUCGUCACAGUGGAGACCCUCAGAACGGAUGACACCAACGCUGUGCUUUGUCUCUACAAGACGGACAGCGAUUGUGUGAUGAAGUUCACGUAUUCUGAGCACGCCAGUGGCCGGUCCAUCCUCACUGCUCUCAAAGAGCCAGAGUGCGGUGGCGGUCCUGAUGCCAUGAUGGUGCUGUUAGCGGUGGUCGGCAGCAUCCUGCUGGUCGGAGUCAUCCUGCUCGCUGUGUGGAAGUUGGUCAUCACCAUCCAUGACCGGCGAGAGUUUGCACGCUUCCAGAGCGCACGAUCACGAGCUCGAUACGAGAUGGCCUCCAACCCUCUGUACAAACAGCCCGUCUCUACCCACUUUGUGGAAACAGACUUCAACAUGUACGGCAAGUCGUACAAUGGAGGGGUCCACUGAUCCCUCAGUAUGGGGCGCGGCAGGACCGGUCCAUCUGAACAGAUCCCUGGAGGAGGGGGGGAAGGGAGGGGGGCACACAAGGCGGAGGGCGGACUGAUCACUCAUCCCUCUGCAUGGGUCACUGCUGAUAAAAUAGAAAUGAACCAGACUUUGAGAGAGCAAGGAGUCUGUGGCCUUUUUAAAAAAUCUUUCCAGAGAUAGAAGUCGACCACAGAGACGUGAUGAGACUGUGAGGAGCGACAAAGAAUGAACUCCUCGCUGGUGUUUAGAGAGAUAAAAGAGAGAGUAAAGUUAGUGGUGAGUUUGUCUGCAGUCACACAAGAUAAAUAAAUUCUCUCAUGAGGAAAAAAAACACCUAACACCAGCCACAUUAAAGCAACACUCACUCUUUGUACAGAGCAGGCAGGACUUUGGCUUAUAUUUGUAUAUUUUUAUAAACACUAAAAAUGCCUUUUUUUAGUAAGAACUAUGCACCCAGAGGCUCUGAACAUGAAUUCACUCCACGUCAGAUCAUUUCAAAUGAUUUAAAGCACAUUUUUGUAAAGGUUGCAAUGCAGCGCUGUGGUACUACUAACAUUUACUAAGCAAUAGACUUCUUACCUUCAUUUUGCACAGAGAAUAUUAAGUGAUGUAAAGGUUUAAAUUUUCUUCUUUGAGUGUAUGUUUGUGCGUUGUUGUUUGCUCUGAUUGCACUCGUUUCUCUUCGUCUGAGUCACAGGGUCUGAAUAAGCCUCUGAACCCACAAAGUUAAAGGCUGGUGUUACUCUGGGUUUGUUUUUUGAUGUCUUGGUAACAAUUCCCAUGAGAAACCAACAAUUUAGAAGUCUCAAUAUUUGCAGACUUCUCCCCCAGUGUUAGCGGCAUGAAGACCCAAACUCAUUUGUUCCACUGAAGCCACAAACAUUUAAACCUAACAUUGUCAGAUUUUUAAAUGAGAAUGUCUCAGAUUAAAAGGGACGCUAUCCAGGGCUGCAAACGUCAAAUUCAUACAGCUUAACAGGCGUUUGGAAGAUAUAAUUUAGCAGCCACAUAUGCAUCCAGAGAGUUUAACUCUAACCAGCAGCCAUCUUUGGUGUUUACUAAAUAAACCCAUGGUGCUUAAACCAACAUUUUUUUAAACAGUUGAAAACUGUCUGAACAGGAGAAAAUUAUAUAUAAAUACAGUACUGUGCAGAACUUUAAGGCACACUUGGGCCAGAAGUUGAGGUUGAAAUAAUGUGUAGAUGUGGAGAGUAAGCUGGCUGAGGGCCCCAUUGGGUGGGAGCGAGGGUUGACACAACCCAACCAGUGCUCUGGAUUUUCUUGGAUAUCACUAGGGACAUCAGAAAAUAAUCUAUUGAACAAAUAAAGUCCACAUCUUUAGGGCACAGUAAAGGGUGGAUGUGGGGAGUAAGCAUCACCCAGGGCAGGGGUUCUCAAACUUUUCAGCAUGCGACCCCCAAAAUAAAGGUGGCAGAGAUCGGGAACCCCACCGUACCUGAAAGUGGUCAAACACAGCCACGAUCAUUCAAGAAUAAUCUUGUGCAGACAAGGCCGUCCAUAAGGGUGGAUAAAGGGAAGAGCUUUCCGAGGCCCAGCCAAAUGGGGGGGGGAGGGCAUGAGUCACUCUUAUGUAAAUGUAAAUCCCUUUUUUAAAACAAAGCUUUAAAAAAUGGUAAAAUAAAAUAGGGGUAAAGUGGAAAAAAUUGGCAUAAAAGGCAGAAAAGGGGUCAGUAGUGGCAAUAUUGGCUUAAAAGGAGCAGAAAUUGCCAGAAAAGGUGGUGAUAUAGAUUAAAAAGUAGGAAAAAUUGGUUUAAACUGGCAAAAAUGGAUUAAACGGGGCCUGACCUUGGCUGCCAAGCAACACGUGUGUUGGCAUGUGUCAAAGUUCGCUCUGGCUGCCCUAUAUGCCUAAAACUUUUGUACAUAACUAUAUGAGCAGAAGGAGGGCAUAAUGCAAGUACAGGUCAUAAUAAAGCAUGAGGGUUUUGUUUUAUUGGCUGUAAAUAUUUAGAAUGUGUCAAAAAUGUAAAGUUAUUCAUUUAUAAGGGCUAAACCAUUUAUAAAAGGAGCACAAAAGCUGUUUGUGAAGGACUGUUUUCAGCAGAGGGUAAAAACACAAGGUAUCAUAGCGAGAAAUAACAGAAAGCAAAUACAGCAAGAUGAAGUCAAAUAACAGAAACAUGGACUAUUGUUUACUACUGUCAGACUGUUUUCACAUUGAGUACAACAGCCAGCACUUUUGGGUAAACAAGGCACACAACCGUACAGUCAAAGGUAGCAGUGGAUCAGUUGGUAGAGUAAGUCGUCUCUCAACCUUACCUGACACGUCAGAUAGACUGUUUCAUACAGUCAUUGUAUGGAUAUAUUUCUCAUUAACCUGGGAAUCCUCCCAUACAAUUUUUUAAGGAAGGGCAGAAAUUCUCAAAAGGCUAUUCUAUACCUAUGUCUGAUCUAUCAACUACGCUGGUGGCUGCCAUUGAUACCCUCUCCCAGUACAACUUAACCCCACCUGUAGCUACUGCCUUGCUGUGCCUGUUGUAAGACAAAGUUACAACAGAAAACAACAGUAAUUGUCUGUCUUGAUUAUUGUAAAAUUACACAUCCAUUCUCAUAAUAUGCAGCAGCCCUAGUUCUGUGGUUUCAGAGAAAUAUUGAUGCGUCUUAUAGUCUAAGUGAGAUCUACAGCACUGAAGAAGAAGAUGCAACAGACCUUUUAUAAAAGCAACAAUUAGUUUGGGUCAUUUUGUUAUUUCAAGAAGAAAAAUGUAGAAUAGCACCAGCCCGUAGGUCACAACAACCCAGUACAAGUCCUGGUAGAGAUAUUUUUGCUUCAUCCUUCAGUCAGACAGCAGCUACAUCACCUCUGAUUAAACAAACAUGCAAAUCUGAGAGUUUUUGUGGGUUUGUGCUCACACUCUGACUUGCUGCUACUUUCUAAAGUCUCUGAGAUGCGGCGUGUCCACCCCUCCGGCACCAGGAGAGGGUGGAAACUCUGAGAAACCUCAAAGGAUGGCGUCCAGAGUUGUAAAUCUAUAACGUUCCCACAGGAAGAGGCGGAGUCUGAGCUGUCAGAGAGAAAAAGGGAGCUUGGUGGAAGGGCUGGGCAAUAUGCACGGAAAACCAUACGUCGAUCUUUAUUAGCUUAAUCGUGACAUCACACAUAAAUAUCUGGAUUUGUCGUAGAGUUUUCAUAAUACCAGAGUGAUAGACUACCAUAUGACUCUGGUAUAAAUCAAACCACAUUUAAAACCAGUUUGAUACCACAGCAACAAGAAAAGUAGUCCUAGACACCAAAUGAUCUAUUUUUCAUUUUUAGUUAUCAAAAAAAGGGACUGGGAAUGCCUUGGAAUCUCUUGGAGGUUUUGAAAAAUGCUGGGGAGAGGAUUGUCUGGGGAUAUGGCUUUGCCUGCUGCCACCAUGACAGCCCAGAUAAGCAGAAAAAUUUUUUUGAAUUAGUAGUCAAAAAUUGCACACAAAUAACUUAGUCAUGUAAAGUUUGUCUUCUGUAAGAGCUAAGAAUUGUGUUUUUUUUAUUCUUUUUUUUUUUUUCAAAAGGAGCACGGAGGAUGUGAGGAGUUUGGUGACUUGUUCAGCCAUUGGUAUGAGCACUAGCUGUUAAAGUGAAAAAAUCAUAAAAAAUCCUAAACUAUUCAAUGACUACUCAGAUUAAAGGAACAUGGGCUAUUUUUAACUUCUGUCGGGCUGGUUCGACAAAAACUUGGAUGUCUUUAGCGUAUCUUUUUGGAUAUCUGAUCAGGAUGCCUCCUGGGUGCCUCCCUGUGGAGGUCUUCCAGGGAAGUUCAACCAGGAGGAGACCUUGGGGUAGACCGAGAACUUGCUGAAAAGGUUUCCAUGUCCCAUCUCGCCUGGGAUUGACUCAGAACUGCCCAAGAGGAGCUGGAAACUAUUGCACCCUCUCGAUGUCUGAACUCCCAACCCUGUCUUUAAAGGCUUCCUGUAUUUAAAAGCUGUCUCCCUUCUGAGGUCUUCCAGGCUCGCCCAAAUGAGAGGAGACCUUGGGGUAGACUCAGAAUACGCUGGAAGGCUCAUAUAUCCUCAAGAUUCCCUUGAAAGAGCUGGGACGUAUUGCUGGUGAGAGAGAUGUGUGGGUUAACUUGAUUAGCCUUCUGACAGCGAGACCUUAUCCAGAAGAAAAGCGAAGGAUGGAUGGAUGGAUGGAUGCAAGUUUAUCCAUUUUCUCCUGCUCAUCUGUGGUUAGGCUUAGGGUAGCAAGUUAACAUAGACAUUCCUCUCCCUGUCAAUACUCAACAACUCCUUCAGGGGGAUUCGAGGAUGUAUAAUCCUUCCAGCAGAUUCUGAGUCAACCCAAAGUCUCCUUACAGCUGAGUGAGCCUGGAAGACCUCCAAAAAGAGGCUGCCCUAGAGCCAUGGUUGGGAAGAACUCAUGGAGAAAUAGCAACGGGCAUGAAUUUAAACACCAGGGUUUUUUUUUAACCGUAUGAGGGAGAUUACUGUCUAAAUUGCACAAAAACAACAGCAGCCACCCUCUUUUUAAAAUGUUGCCAGCAUAUUUGUACAAAUUAGACAGUGUGCAGGAGUUUACCUGCAUUAUUUGGUAAUUAAAUCAAUAAAUUGCCCAACAGUGGGUGUCUAAGACUUCUAUUUUUUAUGCCGUUGUAUCAAACAGAUAUCAAUCAGCAUAUAACUGUUAGUGGUUCUUAGCAUGAACCAACUUUUUACAAGCAUGAGAGCUGGUAUUUAUUUUUGGUUUUCAGUCAACAUCAACAUGAAAAGUAUCAAUAUAGAUUUAUCUUAAAAACCCAGAUUAUUGCCCAGCCCUACUCUGAAUCUUUUAACAGUGACGUUCUUGCAGUAAGAAUCGCAGUGAUUGUGUGUUAAAGAGUGCGUUUGAAUGAAAAAGAGUGUAAAUAAAAUAGCAUGGGUUAUUUCGGUGCCAAAUGACAUGUUGUGGACUCUUUUGGCUGUGAGUCUUGGCACAGUUUACUAAAACUCACCCACCCACCCCUCCCUGAGCUCCAAUAUAAAUCUUUUCUGUACAGUCGUGAACAUUUUCACAUGGCUCUCUCCACAUCAUGUUUAUGUAAAACUGCACAAUAAAUCUGCUUCUGUCAAAAAUCA